UUAUAACACCAGCAACUGUUUUUGUUUGAUGCUCAUAUUUAAUUUAUUCCUUAAGAACAAAUUUUGAUUGCCUCAUAUCCAAUUUUCGGCACACUCCGGCACUCCAAAACACAUUAAAUUGCGUAAAAUCUAAUAUCCACCAAUACCCAUGGAAACAAUUUGUCAACUAUCAACUUUAAUACCUGCGUAACAAAACCGUUCCAAAGGUUCUAGUAUUCGUUUAACAAACGAGGCGAUAACAAAAUACAAUCGCACAUACAAAAUAAAACGAUACAAAAACAGUAUCUGCAACAACAAAAACAAGUGCGUGUUCCGAAGUCGUACUUGCAAUUGAAUUUUUUUGAUGACAAAAGCUGCCUACGACUUUGUUUCUCAGAAAACAAACAAUAGUCGCGAAACAUUCAGUUGUUGGGACACACCAAUCGUGAAUGCAUUUCUCAGUUGAAUAUAAGUAUGUUAGAGACUGCAUACUUGUAACAAAAGAAAAGCCCCGACCUGCUAAUAUUUACAAGACGUUGUCCUCUCUACAAUGGUGUUUAAAGCUAUCGGCAGCAAGUCACUAUUAUCAAAACUCAACGGGAGAAUUUAAAAGAUCUUUUUUAUUAUUGUUGUAUGCAACGGUUUAUCUUUCUGGGUUCUUAUUUUUUGGGCAAGACGUAUUUUAUCUGAAAAAUUACUAUGCCAGAAGAAAUUCCUUUAGAUUCGCGUACUAUUUAGAGAAGGGGCCCUUUUUCACUAAACCCAUAUCGAUUAUCUGCAGCCAGAUUUUCACAGGCAAAAAAAUCGAAAGCUUACAACUCCUGGACCAAGCUGAUGAAGUUUUCUUAACAACUGACCAAACAGCAAAAGUAUUGAAAGCCAACAGAAAAAUAAAAUCACUCUGCGAGAAACUUAUUAUUACAACAGUUGUAUCUUUGCUAGGAUUGGGAAUUGUGUCGUAUCUUAUUGAGAAAGAAAGACAUAUUUGUUAUUUCAUUGCAAGAUAUAUUUUUACGGUGAUGCUCGAAACAGUUCAAUCGGUCGAAUUUGCAGUAAUGUGUUACUGUAUUCGAUCCAGAUUUAAGAUCAUUAAUCAGAUAGUUAAAGAUAAAAUUGAAGAAUCUGAACGCGUCGAAAAGUAUCCCAUUAACAGACAUCUUUUCAUUCGAUCUUUGAAGCUGUUGCUGGACCAACACGAAAGGCUAAGACAUGUAGCCGAAGUAACAAACGCUGCAUUCUCUGUUCAACUGUUAUGCGUUUCGUUAAAUGCGCUUUCAAUUUUUAUUUCGAACGGCAUCAAGGUUAUCAUCAUAAUCUUUGAGGGAAGUUCUGAAGAAGUUAUUGUAGCGUUGAAUUGGAUAUGUGCAAUCAUUUUUGUGGUUGAAUUUUUGGCAAUUAUUUGUCAUCAUGUUAACGAAUUGUGCAGUGAAGCUAAUUACACCAUUCGUCUACUUCACGGAAUUCAGUUACGAAUUGAUGAUACAGAAUCCAUUAAAAUGAUGAUUUUGUCCACAAUGCAUUUGGAUAACAACAAAUUAAAAUUGAUGGCAUGUAAACUGUUCAAAGUUGACUUUUCGUUACUACUUUACAUUUGUGGAGGUGCAAUGUCUUACUUGGUGAUAACGUAUCAGUUCGUACAGUUCAAAGAAUUACAAAAGGAAAGAUUACAUGCGCUGUCCCGCGCAAACGAUAAUAUUACAGUUACCCCGUCCGAAUCGCUAUUCAAUUAUUAUUCUACAGCACAAAUAUAAAGGGUGUUUUUGUUUCUUCUAAUUUAUAUAAGCACAAGAAAGAAUAAAAAUUUAGAAAAUUAUGCUAAGAUUAAAAAAUUGU
This is a messenger RNA of Agrilus planipennis (emerald ash borer), 1812 nucleotides long. RefSeq lists its product as uncharacterized. The record is from RefSeq and is a predicted model, not a curated record. NCBI's taxonomy places the organism in Eukaryota, Metazoa, Arthropoda, Insecta, Coleoptera, Buprestidae. The transcript has 6 exons. Gene Ontology annotation, cellular component: neuronal cell body; axon; dendrite. Gene Ontology annotation, biological process: sensory perception of taste. The coding region runs from base 429 to 1730 and encodes 433 amino acids.